AAGGCCAAGGGGCGUGUUGUUAUAGGGCGUGGCUGGCUGAAGAAUAUGGAGGAAGCUGAAGCUCAAGAAGAAUAUGCUUUGAGUAGACGCUACUGGACACUGAGGGAUAUCGUUAAAGACAAGAAAAUAGAGGUAGCAACAGCCAUGAAGAGUCAUCAGGAAAUAUCAAAAAAGGUUGCUGAGUUGUUGCUUCUAAGGAAAAGAGUAAGCCUAUUAAAGGAGUCUUUAACGUAUCAAAAACAAACUUUUGAGAAAGCCAGUAAAGAUUUGGCUCAGAUCAGACAGUCAAACAAUCGGAAAGAAGAGAAAUUAAAAAGGGCCAAAAGUAGAGACUUGGGCAAGAAAUACUCGCAAGCAAAAAAAGAAUGCAGCAUCAAGGAAGCUACACUAAGCAAAGAGAAAACAGAUUUAUUUGAAAUGAGAAGAAACUUCAUUACUCAGCUAAUGAACAGGGUCUUUCCCCUCUAUGUGCCAACAACACAAGAAGGCAUGCCAAUGACUGAAGGCAACGAAGAGUCAACCACUGACUCAUUUGAAUAUGACAUUAUCACCAAUCACUUACCGCCCCAAUCAUCAUCAUCAUCAUCAUCAUCAUCAUCAAUAUCACACAGAAGAAAUAAACCAGUGCCACUACAUUGCAUUGGACUUGCCAGUCUUCCAGCCAAUGGAAUAAUGAGAGACUAUGUUGAUGCAGUUAAACUAAAGAAUGUAAAGUCUCAAGUGACUUUAGCUCCAGAUGACCGACCAGAAGAAGAGACGGAUCCAUUGAGUGAUCAAGUACUGUCGGUGUCUGCUGCUCUCUCUUUUGUUACUCAUUCGGUUUCUAUCAUUGCUAGAAUAUUGGAUCAGGCUUUACCAUAUCCUCUUCUCCUGCCAGUGAUUCUGUGUGAAUAUGGACGGCCUGACAGAAAAGCUCAGACUAUUAUUCGGUUUCUUGCAAAAUUAGAUGACAACAUCACUUUCCUAUGCUUCACACAAAAUGUCCCUGUGGACUUAUUGACAGUUGGCCACACACUCAAAAACCUCUCAGUCUUGGUUGAAUAUUCUGAGCUAGGAAGGAACGGACCAUUCACAUGUCAUCCUGAGCUCCUUCAUUGCUCAACUGUGAACAAGAAGCAUCGAAUGACAAGAGAACAGAACUAUACAACACCCGAAUGGGAAACAGAGCCACCAAUACUGCACAGAGCUCAUCAAGAAGACCUAACUCAGGAGCAACCAUUAGACAUUUCUGCUGCCACGAGAGAGAGUGAUGAUGAUCUUUGCAGUCAAUCGGAUGAUUCAGAAGAUGAUGAUGAUGAUGAUGUCUUAAUGCAGGGAUGGGAAGAAGUGCAGGACCUGAUGGUGCCCACUAGGUUUUUUCCGGGCUUUCAUGGAGAGAGGCUUGAGUAUGGGGUCUCAACUGCCGAGAUCAGUCAUCAGAGUGUCCUUAAUGAGGUUGGGGGGAUGCAUAGGGAGGAGUCUAAUCCUGUCCAGUAUUCCAGUGGAUUGUUGAACACUUUGAGCAGCUUGCUGGGCUCAGCCUGGACAAGACAACAACAAUAAAUAAAAAA
Molecule: messenger RNA, 1550 nt
Organism: Amphimedon queenslandica
Lineage: Eukaryota; Metazoa; Porifera; Demospongiae; Haplosclerida; Niphatidae
Product: beclin 1-associated autophagy-related key regulator-like
Exons: 11
Coding region: 46-1542 (498 amino acids)
Biological process (GO): autophagosome assembly; cellular response to starvation; mitophagy
Cellular component (GO): extrinsic component of phagophore assembly site membrane; phosphatidylinositol 3-kinase complex, class III; autophagosome
Molecular function (GO): phosphatidylinositol 3-kinase regulator activity; protein-membrane adaptor activity
Source: RefSeq, a predicted model, not a curated record